AUGCCGAAUCUCAGAAACUCGGAGGCAGAUCCCUCUCGUAGGGGCCAGUCUCCAUCUGGACCCGUCCCUUCCGCCUACCACUACUACCCAAGCAGCCAUAUGAUGUUCAAGUGGCUUGGAGGUAUCCACGAUGUGUUGGCUGGGAGCGACGCAAUCACCAAGCUGUUUCCGGCAUACAACACCAUUCUGUCCAGGGCUUACUACUCUGUCCUCUGGUUCAUUCAAGUGCUUAGAGCCAAGGCCGCGGCCCACACUCUAACUCGGAAGGAGACUCAGUUUCUUCAGCGUUUCGAACGGGCUUUCCUCUGGGAAUAUCUGCCCAUUGCUGGACCCCUCAAGCCGUUCUUCAUGUCGUUGGGCGCUGUCAAGCCAGAUGAUACCUUGUCAUGGCUAUAUCCGAUCCUUCCCAUCCAGCUAGGGCCAUCUCGCGCCAGUGAUCUUUCAGUGAUCUCAGAGCACAACGCCCUGUUGCCCUGUUUCCCUGGAAUCAUUUCCAUGUUCCACGCGAUCAAGGACCACACCAGUUUGGCGACAUCCUUCUCUGACGAUAUCUUUGUUCCAUCAGACGUAAGCACUGGAGGCUGGACCUUCCAAGGCCAUCUCUUCCCGCCUCCCACUGCCAGGACCCAUGUCGAGAAGGCCUACUUCUGGCUCCCAGGAAUCAACAAGGCUCCUGAGCAAACCACCUCUGCUCUUGCUCGCACCCAGUCGAACUUGGAGCGUUGCUCCAACAUUCCGAUCAUCACGGCCGAUACAAGGUUGGCCACCAUCGACGAGUACCUGCUGAUGACCGACGACAUGAGUUGGUUCCAACACCUCAUCACCAACGCCUUCUUCGAGUCGACCUUCUUCAAGGACUCGACUGUUCUGUCCAAGAUUUCGCCAGUAGCUACCCUGCAGACCGUCAUUGCUGGAGCUUUCCCGGUUGUUGAACUUACGGAUAUCCCCGAUAUGCCAGGUGUUUGGUACUCUAGGAGCUUGAUCCCUUUGAGGACUCAAAAACAGCCCAUUUGCACCAUGACUACGGACAACGAUUGCCCAGUUGGCAUCAAUACCAUGCUCAGCCUGACACUGUCUCCCAACACGUCUAGUUCCGGUGGAACUGAUUUGCAGGAUCAUCGUUUCGGGAAUGAUGUUGAGAGCACUGAUCGAGAGGAAGACGAAGACCCUAUUCCCCGGCCGCUUUACGAUGAUUUUAUCAGCUCGGUCAUUCUGACGCAUUACCAAAAGGUUAAGGACGAUAAGGCUAACUGA
This is a messenger RNA of Aplosporella prunicola CBS 121167, 1254 nucleotides long. RefSeq lists its product as uncharacterized. NCBI's taxonomy places the organism in Eukaryota, Fungi, Ascomycota, Dothideomycetes, Botryosphaeriales, Aplosporellaceae. The transcript has a single exon. The coding region runs from base 1 to 1254 and encodes 417 amino acids. The record is from RefSeq and is a predicted model, not a curated record.